UGGCGGAGUAGCGUCACUCGUUGGUCUCCCCUGGAUAGAGCGGCGCGGUGAAGGGGGUGGUCGAUCUGUCCGGCGUCUCGCUGGUGUUGGCGGAGUGAGGUGACGGGGAGAAGAAAUGGCGGAGGCGGCGGCGGUGUCUCAGCAUCGCUUUUUCUGUCACCACUGUAAAGGGGAAGUCAGCCCUAAGCUGCCGGAAUACAUCUGCCCGCGAUGUGACUCUGGUUUCAUCGAGGAGGUGACAGAAGACUCCAGUUUUCUAGAUUCCGGGGGAAGCACAAUAGACGACAAUGGCUCCACACAUUUCGCUGAGCUUUGGGACCAUUUAGACCACACAAUGUUCUUUCCCGACUUCAGACAUUUCCUGAGCAGCAGCUCGCUGGACCAAGAGGGCCGAGACAGCGAGCGGCGUCACCAAUCCCACCCGGACAUCAGGGUGACGCGACGGCCCCCAAGGCAGCCCAUGACGAGAUAUCGUUCCCGCGUCAGCUCCCGGCCCGACCGUUCUCCCGCCAUUGAAGGCAUCAUUCAGCAAAUCUUUGCCGGGGUCCUGGCCAACCCACCUCUACCCGGGUCACCGCAUCCCUUCUCCUGGAGCGGGAUGCUACAUUCAAACCCCGGGGACUACGCCUGGGGACAAAGCGGGUUGGACUCCAUCGUCACGCAGCUCCUGGGCCAGCUAGAGAACACUGGACCCCCUCCGGCCGACAAAGAGAAAAUCUCUUCCCUCCCGACUGUCACCGUAACACAGGAGCAAGUGGACAUGGGUCUGGAGUGUCCGGUGUGUAAAGAUGAUUACACAGUAUCAGAACAAGUGCGGCAGCUGCCCUGCAAUCACUUCUUCCACGGAGACUGUAUCGUGCCUUGGCUGGAAAUGCAUGACACAUGCCCUGUCUGCCGGAAGAGUUUAAAUGGCGAGGACUCGACCCAACCUCCCCCCAGCUCCGAGGCCUCAGACAACAGCUACAGCAGUGACAGCCAGUCACAUGACCAAUGGACCUACUAAAGGCCCUCGGACCCAUUCCCGCGGCGUGUACAGAAUACGAGGACAGUCCGAAA
Molecule: messenger RNA, 1056 nt
Organism: Nanorana parkeri
Lineage: Eukaryota; Metazoa; Chordata; Amphibia; Anura; Dicroglossidae
Gene: RNF115
Product: ring finger protein 115
Exons: 9
Coding region: 116-1003 (295 amino acids)
Biological process (GO): ubiquitin-dependent protein catabolic process; positive regulation of DNA-templated transcription; protein ubiquitination
Cellular component (GO): nucleoplasm; cytoplasm
Molecular function (GO): ubiquitin protein ligase activity
Source: RefSeq, a predicted model, not a curated record